Varanus komodoensis (Komodo dragon) is the source of this 2881-nucleotide messenger RNA. RefSeq names its product ring finger protein 41 (gene RNF41). NCBI's taxonomy places the organism in Eukaryota, Metazoa, Chordata, Lepidosauria, Squamata, Varanidae. Gene Ontology annotation, cellular component: plasma membrane signaling receptor complex. Gene Ontology annotation, biological process: tumor necrosis factor-mediated signaling pathway; protein K63-linked ubiquitination; regulation of canonical NF-kappaB signal transduction. The record is from RefSeq and is a predicted model, not a curated record. Gene Ontology annotation, molecular function: ubiquitin protein ligase activity. The transcript has 10 exons. Bases 686 to 1639 code for a protein of 317 amino acids.
AGGGCCGAAUCACAGAGUCCCGCAAUUGUCCAUGUGGCUAGAGCGGCCUAGAGGUCUCUCAUCCUCCGCUUGCGGGCGGAUUCAGCCAUCCGGGUUGAGGUUGGCGUGUUUCCGGUGGCGGCUGUGGCGAUCUGGAGGGAGGGUGGAGGGAAGGUGAGCAAGAAAGGAAAGCCAAAAAAGACGGCGCGGUGCAGCGGCGGAGGAUCCCGAGCGGGGCCUGGAAGGAGUUUCUGGCUGCAAAACAAAAUGAUGACUUGAUCUGAAUGAGAAGAGGGAAGAAGAUGGGCCACUGUGUCAGAUGCUUUCAAAAGAGUACCUCAAAAUCAGCAUUGUCUUGUUGCUCUUCAGGAAGGAAGUCUACUACAGAAGAUUGAGUCACAAUUCAAAGUAAGUCUCCUGACUUGAUGGAAGCAAGCCCAAAGCAAUGAUUUAUGCAGAGAUGGAAAGGAUGGCCUUAUCUGAGGAUGUGCUUCUUUUUCUUCUUGGUUUUAGAAAUUCACAACAGCAGGCCAUGAGCUAGGAGGUGGUUCCUGAGUGAACAGAAAUGAGUGAAGCCCAAUUAUGAAAUAUUCCAAGAUUGCUGAAAAUCAUUUGAAAUAGCCUGGAGAAAACUGGAUAACUAAUCCUUUUAUAUUGAUGGCUGUAUGCUUACCUUGCAGAAGGGGUUUGGCAUCGGUGAUGAGAAAUGGGGUAUGAUGUAGCACGCUUUCAAGGGGAUGUUGAUGAAGAUCUUAUAUGCCCCAUUUGCAGUGGUGUCUUGGAGGAGCCAGUGCAGGCUCCUCAUUGCGAGCACGCCUUCUGCAAUGCCUGUAUCACCCAGUGGUUCUCCCAACAGCAGACUUGCCCUGUGGAUCGAAGCGUUGUAACUGUGGCUCACCUGCGCCCUGUUCCCCGGAUCAUGCGUAACAUGCUGUCUAAGCUGCAGAUCACUUGUGACAACGCUGUUUUUGGCUGUACUGCUGUGGUACGACUCGACAACCUGAUGUCUCACCUCAACGACUGCGAACACAAUCCAAAGCGGCCUGUGACUUGUGAACAGGGAUGUGGCUUGGAAAUGCCCAAAGAUGAGAUGCCGAAUCAUAAUUGCAUCAAACACUUGCGGUCAGUGGUGCAGCAGCAACAGUCAAGAAUAGCUGAUUUGGAAAAGACUUCAGCAGAACAUAAGCACCAGUUGGCAGAGCAGAAACGUGACAUUCAGCUGUUGAAAGCAUAUAUGCGAGCAAUACGUAGUGUCAACCCCAACCUGCAGAAUUUGGAAGAGACUAUUGAAUAUAAUGAAAUCCUAGAGUGGGUGAACUCCUUGCAGCCGGCCCGGGUGACGCGGUGGGGUGGUAUGAUCUCUACACCAGAUGCUGUACUUCAGGCUGUAAUCAAGCGUUCGCUGGUUGAGAGUGGUUGCCCCACAUCUAUCAUCAAUGAGCUGAUUGAAAAUGCCCACGAACGGAACUGGCCACAGGGUCUGGCCACCCUAGAAACUCGCCAGAUGAAUCGGCGCUUUUAUGAAAACUAUGUGGCCAAGCGCAUCCCAGGCAAGCAGGCUGUGGUUGUGAUGGCCUGUGAGAAUCAGCACAUGGGUGAGGAGAUGGUGCUAGAGCCAGGCCUGGUAAUGAUAUUUGCACACGGAGUGGAGGAAAUAUAAAGACUUAACAGAGAUGAUAAAACAAUGUGCUUGAAAGAAAAAUAUACCAUGUCCAAACCCACUGAUCCUGCCCUGCUACGCUGUGUCAGGGCAUUAUUCUUCUCUCAGUCGAUGUAAAAUGCCACUCCCUAAUUAUACUGGGCGGGUGCCCAGCAACUUAUGCAAAAUGCCAUGCUGCAUUCCCUCACCCUUGUGAUAACUUACCCCUCUUCUGGUAUUGACACAGGUUUCCAAACAUCCAUGUAAAAGCACAAAAUUCCUCUGUGCUCCAGAAGGAGCAGUGGGCUUCUAUCAUAAGAAGUCUUUGAUGUCCUGACAUAACUGCAUUGAUUCAGAUAGCUUGAUUCCAGUUCUGGCAUAUGACAGGCUUGUGAAUUCUGACUUUAAAAUUUUUCAGAGCUAAAAUUUAUUCUAAAGACUCUCCUCCUCACCCUACCCUGCACAUACACACACAUAUGCAUCUGAUUUCUCCUGUUAUUCUUUAAGGUUUAUGUGCAGGCCACACACUUGUCCAUCACGGCCUAUAGUAUCUGGCUCUCACAAAGUACCUUUAAAACAAAGCUUUGCAAACUUUGUCUAGGGAAGAAUGGGGGUUGGUUGGGAAGGGUACAGAUAUGAGAAGGCAGAUGCCAAACUGGGGUGCAGAUAAUGCCAAAUAUAAUACACAUACCAGUAGUGACAUUGUUGGCAUAAAAAGUGAUGCAGAACCAAAAUGCUGAUCUGUCAAGAGGACAAUCUCUGCAACUCACUGGGGAUGCAUGGCCUUAUGUUGUCCACAAGGCACCCGUUCCUUUUCAACCGGAAAUAUCAUUCUUAGCAUUGUACUGUUGCUGCCACCUCUGCAGAGUGAAAUGGAAUUCUCAUCAGAGCUCAGAUUUCAUCAUCUUCCUUGUACUCUUGAAGUGCCGCUGAUGUCAGGUGCUUUGCUGACCAGUCCUCCUUCAUAGGAUAGAAGCCUUCAAGCAGACACUUCACACAGUCUGAUCAGAAACAAGCUCCUCUGAAUUGUGUGUGCCAUUUAAAGUUGUCUCAGUUUCAUAACCUUAUUAAGAAAAUGGAAGAAAAAACAAUAACCUGGAUGAAACUGUCUUGUCAUAUAUGUUGGCUGUUUUGAUAAAUCUGUGUGUAAUGGGGGUGGGGGCAUCUUGAUGAUUGUGUUCAGUAUUUUUGUAAUACUUUUGCCUUUGUAUGUUUCCCUUAUUUUAUUUUAAAUACAGUGGCCAGGAGUGUCUUCAAGUCCAA